Messenger RNA from Coffea arabica (coffee), 1209 nucleotides. NCBI's taxonomy places the organism in Eukaryota, Viridiplantae, Streptophyta, Magnoliopsida, Gentianales, Rubiaceae. The record is from RefSeq and is a predicted model, not a curated record.
GGCUAGGCCGCAAGCGAUUGUAGAUGCAAUUUUCACCAAAAACAGAAAAAGGGAAAAAGGCUGGUAGAGUAAGCUUAAAGAGCGAUUGGCAACUAUAUCAAUGGUUCUUACUUCGCAAGACCGCCCAUGGAACGAUUGAAGGAGGGGAAAGAAUUUGAGGUGAAUAAGGUACUAGUGAUGCUAGCCGGCAGCCGCUACGUUUCCUUCGUAAGCCUAUUGUCCUGGAAGGUUAAAAGAUAGUGGCAAGCGAAACUGGAGUACGUGGCAUAUGUUGCUUUCUUCAAAAUGCGGAAAAUUUAGGCAAGCGUCGUUCUUCUUCAAGGACAAAAUCAAGGUUGCCCGAUUGGCUCUUCUUGAUGUUACACCAGCUCAACUAUCGACAGAAGAAGCCACAAAUGGAGAUUCCUCAGCACCGGACGCACGUACGAUGAGACUUAUAUCACGUGCUGCCUUUGAAGUUGAUGAUUAUUGGAGAAUCGUUGAUGUUCUGCAUAGAAGGUUGCAGAACUAUGAUAGACACAAUUGGCGAGCGGCCUACCAGGCGAUGAUAUUGCUGGAACACCUCCUCACGCAUGGACCAGCAAGAGUUGCAGAGGAGUUUCAAGGUGAUCGAGAUAUCAUCAGAGAGAUGGCAAAUUUGUCUUACAUAGAUGAGAAGGGGUUCGAUUGGGGAUUAAGUGUGCAGAAAAAGGCUGAAAGAGUGCUGAAGCUGAUCAAGGACGGGUCAUUUCUCAAGGAAGAAAGAGCAAGAGAGCAAAAAUUAACAGUGGGGAUUAAAGGGUUUGGGAGUUUCUGUGAACGAUCAAUCUUAACAGAUGAGAGUUCGAAAUGUGCAUAUUCCAAUAAAUAUUUGAGAUGUCAUUCUCACUUUUGUGAACGUCAAAGCACUGAAGAUGCUCUGUUGGCUGCGGACGACGAAAGGGUUCCAAAAGCACAGGAGAUUCGUAAUAAGCACAGAGAUUCAACAACCGAAAACCCACCACAAAAUUCCAACGGCAACAGAACCUUUGAAGAGGAUGAUCAUCCCUUCUACAGCAAAGAAGAUCAAGCUCUAGUCUCCCUGCUUUCCUCAGGGUGAAAUCGAAGUCAUGUAAACACUAUGAUCUUGUAGUUGACAUGUCAUAUCUUUUGGUAUUAUAUAGCAGAAUCAGAGUUGUACGAUAAGAUACAGUCUUAUGCUUUAAAAAAGUGAAAAUCAGGUUUUAUCUA